Schistocerca nitens (vagrant locust) is the source of this 1021-nucleotide messenger RNA. Its product is annotated as small ubiquitin-related modifier-like. The record is from RefSeq and is a predicted model, not a curated record. Gene Ontology annotation, cellular component: PML body; nucleus. The transcript is spliced from 4 exons. Gene Ontology annotation, molecular function: ubiquitin-like protein ligase binding; protein tag activity. Gene Ontology annotation, biological process: protein sumoylation. Lineage: Eukaryota; Metazoa; Arthropoda; Insecta; Orthoptera; Acrididae. Bases 104 to 400 code for a protein of 98 amino acids.
UAACGUUGUAGAACUUACAAAUUCUGGCUGGGUCUUUGACAAAGCUUGGCGCCAUAUUGUGGGUUGAAGUUUUCUGGCGCGUGGAUAGUUACGUUUGUGGAAGAUGUCGGAAAAUCAGGAACAAAAACCUGACGCCGGGCCUGGAGACGGCAACUCAGAAUACAUAAAGUUGAAGGUUGUGGGAAACGAUUCCAAUGAAAUUCACUUCCGUGUGAAGAUGACAACACAAAUGGGGAAGCUGAAGAAAAGCUACAGUGAGAGAGUGGGGGUUCCUGUUACAUCACUAAGGUUUCUUUUUGAUGGUCGGAGGAUAAAUGAUGAUGAAACUCCUAAACAGUUGGAGAUGGAGAAUGAUGAUGUGAUUGAAGUGUACCAAGAACAGACAGGUGGAAUGUUUUGAACUGUGCUAUUCAACUUAAAUGUUGAAGCCUUUUUAUAAAGUAAAACAAGCAAUGGGGAAAUGGACACUGAAGGCUUUCUCCCAUUUGCACUCUUCCAUCAAUGAAGCAGCACAUUCCUUGUAGUGAAAUUUUUGUUUUUCAUCAGUUUAGCUUUACAAAAUUACUUAUUUUCUGUGGAGCAUGGCAGAAAACAAAUUAUGUAAGAAAAGCAUCUCUUGCACAGAGGUUUUGCCUCUGACAAUCCACAUAAUGUUCUGCUAAAUUUAGUGUACAUUGAGAAAUGACAAGGGAAGAACCUUAGUUUCAGAUUAAUUCACCUCAUGGUUUGAAGUGCUGCGUGUUAAGAAAUGUGAAUUGUGGACUUUUUAAAGCUUUGUAAAGAUGCUGCAGGAGACUUAAUAUGUAAUAUUUGAUAUCUUGUGUGUUCCGUUACUUAUACAUUAAGUUUUCUGUAUUUGAAGUAUGUAUUUAAUACUCUUGAUGUUUUAAUGUAAGGUGUCAACUUUCUCAACAAUUUUGUUUAUGAAGUGACUGGAAACUAUUCUCAAGAAGUGAUAAUAUGUAUGAUUGUAAAAGAACAUAGAAUCUUAAUCUAAAUAAUAAAACCGUUUAAAAUUUUU